AUGAAGCGCAAAAACACGGACUUAUCUAUUGACACAAAGCAAGUUAAACACCAACGAGUUGAAGAGACCACUCCCUCUCCUGAUUUCUGGCCUCCCUCUCCUAUUGAAUAUGGGGUUAACGAUCCCGUUAACUACUGGCCACCAACCCCUACUACUGAAACUGAGGACCUAAAUAAUGUUCCGUCUAAUAUUGAUGAUGACAAACAAGAAUUAUUAUCAAGUGAUGUUGUCGUACUCAUCACCCAACCUCCUCCAGAAACUAUUUCAAAUUAUGUAAGACCAAAUGAUAGAAGGUUUCGUUCUCAACUGGUUGAUAUGCUUCCAUCUUUUAUAAAUUCUGAAGGAAGAGUUUUUAAAAUCGGUGAUCGAAUAGCUUGUUAUAAAGAUGGUUUAUUAACUGCUGCUCGAAUUUUGGACAUUGAUGAACCAUUAAUCCCACAUGUUGAUCCUGCUUUACAAGAACGUGUAUUUGUUCAUUUCGAAGGUUGGGGCUCUGAACAAGCUAAAAUGGUUACCCCUCUUGAUAUCUUGCCUUAUUUUCAAAGUUCUCCCGUCUCAAUUGGUCCUCUUGGAAAAGAUGAUUUAAAAUCUUGGCAAGAAUAUAGAUGUUUCUACCAAUCAGAUGAAGGUAGACUAGCACGUGAGCACACUGCUAUCGUCUUUGAUGAAACAAUGUUAUUACAUGAAUGUCCUUGUAGAUAUCGUGAUAAUAAAUCAAUUACUCAUCCUGAGAAUCCUGAGCGCUGUAUUGAAAUAAUGGGUACUUUUGAGAGUCAAGGUCUUUUACGAAAGGUCAAACGAUUACGCUCUAGAAUGGCAACAAAGGAGGAACUUGAAAGUUGUCACGUAGGUGAACAUGUUGCCACGUAUUUCUCAUAUAAAAGGAUUUGUAUGCCAAAGAUCGAAGAAAAUUCUGAUGUAAAAGUCUGUGAAGAGUCCGUUACAGAUAUUGCUGAUGUUGAAAAAAAAGAUUCCGUUGGCAAAAUCCAAAAAUUAAUAGAAUGGUAUCCACCAGCUCUUAAAGACGCUAUGUCUUGUGGCGAAUUAGGCAUCUGCUGUGAUACUACUUAUAAUCCUGCUGGAACACCAAAUGCGGCUAGAAUGGCUGCAGGGUCUGUUAUUGAAAUUGUUGGUGCUGUUGCAUCCGGAAAAGUUGCCAAUGGGUUUGCCAUAAUACGUCCUCCCGGACAUCAUGCUGAACGAAAUCAAGCUAUUCAUGGAAACGGCACACAAGACAUGUUUUACGACCGUGAUGAUGUACUGUAUUUGUCGUUGCACCGUUGGGAUAAUGGUAACUUUUAUCCUUACUCUGGUUCGCCCUCUGACCUUGGUUCUGGCGUCGGACUAGGUAAAAACGUUAAUAUUACUUUUUCUUCUGAAGAUGAUAAACUUGAUGCGAUGGGUGAUACUGAGUAUGUCGCCGCAUUCAAGCAUAUCGUGAUGCCUAUUGCCAUACAAUAUAACCCUGACCUGGUUAUUGUGUCUGCUGGUUUUGACGCUGCCGAAGGUCACGAUGAUUUUAUAUUUCUUUUGAAAUUCAUCACUAAUCAAGACGUUUACAAGAUUGGCGGUUAUAAAAUUACUCCUAGAGGUUAUGCAUUCAUGACACAGAUGCUUAAAACUUUGGCUAACGGGAAGAUUGUUCUUGCUCUUGAAGGUGGAUAUGUUUUAGAACCAUUAUCAGCAUCUGCUACCGCCUGUUUGUCAGCCCUACUUGGUCCUGAACUGUCACCCUUGGAGCAAUAUCAAUUGAUUGGUGGUUUAAAUUCAGUAAAACCAAAUUCGGCUGCUGUUUCUUCAUUUCAAAAAGUUGUAGCCACGCUAAAACCAUAUUGGAAGUUCUCGGAAGAAGUCAUGCGUGAUGACUUUCGAUUUUCAUUACCAAGCGAAUGGCGUGCAGUAAAUAGCUUAUCAACGAGACCAAAACGUGCACCAAAACCAAAACGCAGAAUGCCCGUUGAAGGAUAA
Messenger RNA from Cetraspora pellucida, 1968 nucleotides. NCBI's taxonomy places the organism in Eukaryota, Fungi, Glomeromycota, Glomeromycetes, Diversisporales, Gigasporaceae. The record is from the annotation of a GenBank genome assembly.